Rodentolepis nana is the source of this 2088-nucleotide messenger RNA. NCBI's taxonomy places the organism in Eukaryota, Metazoa, Platyhelminthes, Cestoda, Cyclophyllidea, Hymenolepididae. The record is from the annotation of a GenBank genome assembly.
AUGAAGAGACAAGAAGCGGGAGAACAGGUGACAAAUACAGAAACUACAGAUUAUGAGGUAUUAUAUAGGGAAGACCAGUCAAUCUAUCCAAAACUUUCAAAACGCACCAUACUGGAUGUAGAGAAGUUACUACCAAGCCGCGAUGACUGGCAGAAUUGGUGGAAAGUUAGAAACAAAAGGCGUCUUCGAAAACUUGAAAUUUUAUGGAUACUGCUAGUUGUAAUAGUCUGUUGCCACUUGUUGGUCCUUUUAAUGACUUUAAUAUAUCGGGCAUAUUUGCAAACAUGGGUCUUGCGCCACACUCUGCCUACAUUACAUACUAAAGACAAAGAAGGAGCUGUCUUUUACGAAACAGAUUGUGCGGUAAUUUAUCCUGAAUAUACUGGUAAAGAGGAUUGGUAUCUAAUAGACGGUCUCCCUUACGCUACACUGCCUAGAAAACGAGCCUAUUUCGCCUCUCCUAAACAUAUUAACACAUUCGCAGAAUGUUACUUAGGCUUUUGGGUGAAUGUCCCGUCUUCUAAACGGCAGUUUGUAAAUGGGGAAGUUCGUUUUUUAGGGAAGGCCUCGAAUUCCAGUUGCAUCCAAAUUGGUCGAGAAAGGGUGAAUGAGUCAUCGAAUGUAGCCAAUUGUUUAACAUUGAGCUUUUAUUUUAAUUUACGGAAUGCUGCUAAUAUGUCAGGAACACGGAGGAGAUAUGAGCCUGAUAUUCCAAAACCGACCGUAGUUUAUAUUGGUGGAAGAGGAUUGUUAACCCACCAGCCAAAGCUAAUUCCAAUCAAUUUGAUUAAACAACUUGACAUCUUCUACGUAAUCGUUCGCUAUCGUUUAGGAGUUUUUGGAUUUGGUGACUUCGAUACGGAUGAAUAUGGACCAAAUCAUGGUGUUGAAGAUGUUAGGAAGGCUCUUCAAUGGAUCCACGAAAACGCACUACGUUUUGGGGGCACCCCGAAGGGCUUAACUCUCAUUGGCGAAAACUCGGGUGCCUCUAUUGCCAUGCAACUUGGAAACGAUAGAUUCAAACCCCCCGAAGCAACAAGCAAUAAUACAAAGGGCCGUUAUCUAGUAUCGAAGUUAUGGCUACAUGAGGGUACGCUGGCGGUCCCUGAACUUCCAUCGGAUAAACGACCAUUCCACUCUCUGGUGCUGGGCAAUAUUGAGCUCAUCUCAAAGUGCCAAAAAUGGUUGUUAGAAACUCGCAUCAAAAAUGUUGGGAGCAGUGCUUUAGCAACUCGUUCUAUAUGCCUGGAAGAUAGUGUUAAUGAGACCAAUUGGUUAAGUAAGACUCCAUCUCAAUGGAUAAAUGCUGAUAAACGAAUGCAGACUCUUCCCAGCAAGAGAGAAGAUUUGGGAGAUUCCUUACUUAUAGCUGACGUUAAUGUUUCUCGUGUCACAACGCCAUUUAAUCUUGAGCCAAUUAGACCAAUGCCGAUUGUUUGGAUAUCUACCUUAAAAAAUGCAAAUCCACCUCCGCCUUCAACUAUUUCUAUUCAAGGCCUGAAGUUCAAAGCCAAAACCGCCUUUUCUGGCAUAGUUUCGGUGAAUAUUAAACGAAACUUUGCCGAAGAAUUAGUCAAGUCCUAUGAACCAAUGGUAAAUCAAUUGAAAAUGUCCCUAGACAAGACAAAAUUUUCGUCAAUUAUGAAUGCGCUAAUAGACGAUAUUCGCGUGGAUUGUUUGAUUUAUGCGUACUUAAGGCGUCGAGCACGUUUUCAAAAAUCCCAACGAGGCGCAAUAUACAAGAUUAUAAGUGAAAUAAAACCACCUAAGGUGAUUGAAAAAGCUACAAAUCGGCAAUAUGAUAUUCCGCCUUUUCUUUCCGGGGAAAGCGAGAAAGGAUAUCCAACGGACAUCUUACUUGAAGCGUUUGCCGAUUUCAUAAAAACGGGAAGAUUAAGAGGAAUGAAGGAGUUAAAAAUGCCUCAGAAGCUAGAUGAUCCUGAUGUUGACACUACUGUUAACGUCUUGGGUCCUAUUGGAUUAACUACCCCUAGUGCUCGAAUAACUUCCCACUUCUCUGCCUGCAGGAACUGGAUUGAAGACCAUGAAGAUACAGAACUGGCGCUCAAAUACAGCCGACUUAACUGA